Molecule: messenger RNA, 2310 nt
Organism: Cryphonectria parasitica EP155
Lineage: Eukaryota; Fungi; Ascomycota; Sordariomycetes; Diaporthales; Cryphonectriaceae
Exons: 2
Coding region: 1-2310 (769 amino acids)
Biological process (GO): vesicle-mediated transport
Cellular component (GO): endocytic vesicle; cytosol
Molecular function (GO): guanyl-nucleotide exchange factor activity; small GTPase binding
Source: RefSeq, a predicted model, not a curated record
AUGGCCUCGCCGAGUCGGAGGCCGAAUCCCCUGAGGACAACAAAGUCCUUUACCAAGAUCGAAAGCAAUGACCCCCUCGCCUCUCCUCGCCCAAAGAGGGCUGCCACAAUGCAGAACGGUGCCCUGCCGAAGCUAGUUACAUCCAACAAGGAGACGGGCCCGCAGAAGAUUGCCGAAGAGCCAGAGAGCGCCGACGCGUUCGAGAACAAACAAGGCGAUGAGACGCCCGUCGAGCCCCAGCCGAGAGGCUCCGUCGAUCUCGACGACCUGCCCAUCGAACUGAUCGGCCUGACGGACAACUUUAUCGAGUCGUUGUCCACAAGGAGUCGACCAGCCCCUCCGACCAUCGACAACAUCUCGCAGCUGUUCCAGGAUUUUUACUACACAGCUGCCCAACACAUAAACACACACAUCUCCGCACUGAUAUCGAAACACCGCCGCGAGACAUCCCCCGCACCUUCCGCCUCGUCGAGGACAUCGACUGCGAGCUUGCUGAGGGCCAAGGCGGCCUCCAUCGGCAAGGAUCGGCAAAAGGCUGGCACUCCCAAGGCGGACGCACCAGAGCAACAGAUGAUCACUGCAGACGAGAUGACGGAGCGCAAGAGAAAGAGAAAGGCUAUAGAACAGCAGCGUGGUACCCUGGAAGAGGCUGUCGAGAGACGCUUGUGUGAGGGGAUCUACGCCAAGAUCUACCGGCACCGGACCACCCAGGACGAAGCUCAGGACGACAAGCUGCGUUCCAAGACGGCAGCCCUGGCGGUCGUCGGGAUCGGCCUGACCGACUUGGGAGUGCAGUUGACUGAGUCCUCCGAGCCACCAGAGGCACAGGCGGAGAGGGCCGAGGAGGUUCGCAAGUGGCUGGACGGGGCGAGACAGGAGCUGAUCGCCAUGAACGAGAGUCGAUAUCCGCUGGGGAAGUUGAACCACCUCAAGACUGCGCACAAGAGUAUUGUGGAUACGCUCUCACAUUUCCACCCCUCGUCCUCAGCCGACGAGAUUAUGCCCAUGCUCAUCUAUACGCUCAUUACCCUGCCUCCCGCGAAUCUCAAUGUUAUAAGCGACUUGAGGUUCAUAGAGAGGUUCAGGUGGGAGCCGAAGCUCGUGGGAGAAGCCGCAUACUGCAUGACAAACCUGGAGGCCGCCAUCAGCUUCCUCGAGACGGUGGAUCUAUCGACGUUGCGCUCAGACGAGGCACCCUCUGGGCCGCCUAGAUCGUCCAGCCCGCCCAGGGCUGAGACUUUCCCUCCUGCAUAUUCCCCAACACUGUCAGCCGCGACGAGCACGACAGCAGCGAGCGACGCUAACCCCGCUGGCACGGUGCGAAAACCCUCACCCUCCCCAGCCAACAGACUCAAGGUCGCACAGGAACGCAAUCGCCGCUUCAGCGACCUCGUGAAUACACCCGCACAGGCUCUGGGCGCGGCCAGCGAUGCCGUCCGCAACACGGCCGACCAGGGCUUGAAGAACAUCAGCAACAGCUUAGGCGACAGCUACAGGAUGCUGAUGGGGAGGCUCCGCGAGCCGGCCAACGCAGACGCCGAGGUCGUAGUGCCCAAGACGCUCGAAGACGCCCGCAAACUGAUCGGAACUCCACCGCUAGAAGAUGACGCCUCGGUCACCAGCUCACAGAACCAAGAGGACAACAGCGCCAACCUCACUGAGUCUGGUGCGCGACGCCCGCGUCCUAGGGAAGACAAGGUGCUCAACCUCAUCUCGGGCCGGACUAAGUCGUCUGCCGCCCGCGAUCACUCUGCCGACAGCUCGCGCAGCGGCGAGAGCGGCACUAAGAGGCUGUCUGGUCUUUUCGGCGGGGAUGAUGGCGCCCUCGGUAGGGAAAACAGGACGUCUGGCGGUGGUGUCACGACACCCAACCCGCUGACAGAGGGCAUGCGGAAUCUCAGCAACUCGCUGAAUCCCAUGGCCAAAUUCGCAAGUGGUGUGGGUAUGGGAAUCGGGUCAUUCCGGCCAUUUGCGCGGACGCCAAGCCAACCUGUUACGCCGCAGGCCACAACUAUAUCGGGAUCGGUCAAGUCUGGGUCGUCGGGGGCGGAGGGUGGUGAUUUGGCUACAGUAAGACUGACCCUUGGCACACAUACACACACCCCCACACCUCCGCUACAACACUUAGCCUUCCCCGAGCUGGCGGCCAAUCUCCCACCCAAGGAGACGCCCAAGAUCAAUCCGCCCAUCAAGCGCUUUAUGGAGAUGCAGAACCCUGCUGACCUGCGCAUCGCGGAGGUGCUGGAGCUGCUGCGAGACUACAGGCGGCUAGCGGGCGCUCUCAAGGAGAUGGAUGCCUUCAAGGAGUGA